Molecule: messenger RNA, 1237 nt
Organism: Suillus subalutaceus
Lineage: Eukaryota; Fungi; Basidiomycota; Agaricomycetes; Boletales; Suillaceae
Exons: 2
Coding region: 394-1098 (234 amino acids)
Molecular function (GO): protein binding
Source: RefSeq, a predicted model, not a curated record
CGACAAUCCAACCUUGCCUUAGGCUGCAGUCGUGACCAGUCGGGACUCGGCAAGCUCGUCGUCAAUCCAUUCUUGAUUGCAGAACGUCUGGAAGCAGCAUCUGGCUGCCUCACAUGUCGACUGGCUGCAUUCCUAGAUUUCUGAGUCAGCGUGUUUGUUGGGGAACACUUUGCUGUGGAGAUUGACAGGGCGAUUGAUACUUACAGGCGCCGCGUUGUAUUCGAACUGUUUCAGAAUGCUACCUUCUCCGGGGAUCAUCGAUCACUCCCCGAAGCAAACCUAUUCGUGUCGACUAGUUGACUUCUCUGCAGAGCUUAAAUACAGUCGAGAAGAUUGACUCCUGCCUAUCUAGCCCCCCAGUGUGAGACCUUCAAGUGGUUUCCGUCGUCAGCGAUGUCAAACACUGAGGAAAUCACCACUGCCGAAGCACCAUUCGACGACCAAAACUGUGAUAACAUCCUACAAUCAACCAAUGGUGUAAACUUUCAUGUUUACAAGCUUGUUCUUUCGCUCAUGUCACCCAUAUUCAAAGACAAGUUCAUGUCACCACAUAGCGAAUCGCAGUCGGAUGAAACAUCUAUACCCAUCAUAGCUGUUGCUGAGAGCAGCACGACUCUCAGAUCCUUACUUUGCUACCCUGCCGCAACCCCAACGUUCGACAGUUUGGAUGAUGCAAAGGCUGUCUUGGAGGCAGCCAAGAAGUAUGAUAUGCAACCAGCCCUCAGCCGUGCAGGAGACCUCAUCAUCGCUCAAUUCCUGACAGAUCAUUUCCUCGACCUUUACGCUCUUUCUUGUCGAUUCGGAUGGCAGCAUCAUGCUCAGACCGCUGCUACCCGUGCUCUUGAGAUCAAGGAUCUCGGGCGACCCAGCAAUGGGUUUAAUGGUUUGCAGGACAUCACUGGUGCGGAUUACCACAGGCUCCUCGUAUACCAUUAUCAAUGCGGCAUUGUCGCUCAAAAAGUUGGAGACUCUCUUUCCUGGCUACCGCCGUCAUCUGGAGAAAUGCAAUUGCAAAUGUGGAUAUGCAAAUGCAGACUCACGGGCAGUGCUAAGACGCUCCAGAUUGGAAACGUUGGCGAGUUGAAAAUCGUUCCAUAGUUUGAAGAGUACUUGGUUUCGAGUGGGAAGGAGUUGUUGGCAAGACCUUGCGAGUCGACCAUAAUGGAGUCGAAAUAUUACAAUCAAGCCAUGGUCGAAGCGACGAAGUGCAAUGAUUGCCGAAGCGAGGUUAUCAAAG